GUUGAUAGCACGACUCCAAUAUUAUCAUAUCAUUCGAGUGCGCAGCACACCGGCCUCCGGAAAGACAACCCUGAUGAGACUCGUGGCAAACAAGCUGUUUGAGACGCAUGGCAAAACAACACCUAUCCAUGUUCUUACAGGUUGGAAAUAUGAUCAGCCUCGCAGUAACUGGAAAAAGAUAUCUAGAGAGGAUGACAGAUGUUCACGGCAGGUCGUGGCUUGUCUAUUCAGGCUAUUUGCUUAUAGACGAGGCGCAAACGACAUACUCGGAUAGUUCGCUUUGGUCAAGCUAUUUCAAAACCAUCGAGCCUUGGUGUGGUGGUCCACGCGUUAUGCUAUUCUCAGCCCACUUUUGCACAGAAGACCGGGAAACCAAAAAGGCUCUCGAAUACAUCAAUUACAUCGGGUGGCUACACGAAGAGAAAACAAAGGAAGGUCGUCGUCGUUUUGUAUUUGCAAGUCCAAUCCACCGCUGGUACUGCCACACGCUCCUCUCCAUGGAUAUAGAGUCCACCAGCGAGAUUCACCACAGCACAUCGCUCAAGCUGGCAGUUGAUGCUAUUAUGAAGUUCAAUCUCUCCUAGGCACAAGAUUAUCAGCAAGAAUUCUUCCGCUGUCUGUUCACGAUACUUGAUGGUCAUUUUGUGGUGUCCCCCGAGUUCAUGAUCAAACCGGAUAUCAAAGGUGGUCCGAUUGACUUUUAUAUUGCUCAAAAAAAAAAAAAAAAAAAAAAAAAAAAAAAAAAAAAAAAAAAAGGGUCUGGGAAUUAUAGAAGACUGCGACCGCUUGGGCUGGUAUAUGGAAAGGAUUGAACAUGGUGGUCAGUUCCAGCCCAUGCA
Molecule: messenger RNA, 839 nt
Organism: Aspergillus glaucus CBS 516.65
Lineage: Eukaryota; Fungi; Ascomycota; Eurotiomycetes; Eurotiales; Aspergillaceae
Exons: 2
Coding region: 108-584 (158 amino acids)
Source: RefSeq, a predicted model, not a curated record